Messenger RNA from Aspergillus ruber CBS 135680, 636 nucleotides. RefSeq lists its product as uncharacterized. Bases 81 to 542 code for a protein of 153 amino acids. The record is from RefSeq and is a predicted model, not a curated record. The transcript has a single exon. NCBI's taxonomy places the organism in Eukaryota, Fungi, Ascomycota, Eurotiomycetes, Eurotiales, Aspergillaceae.
UUCAAGCCAAUUCUCUCUUGGUUUGGGAAGAUAUCCUCUCUCCUUGGACCAUCGGUGCGAACCCGAGGAGGAUCCAAAACAUGAAUCGACAAGUCAUUAUCAUCAGACUCCCCUCGUUUUGUUGUGCGAACAUCAACGAACAUCUUCGCCUCGCAUCUGAUGUAUCUGAGCUCCUUAGUCAACAUGGCGGUAAUGAGGCACAAUCCGCGAUACGAAACACAAUUCAUUUGGCAGCACCAAUCCAAUGCCUGGCAUGUACAGUCUUAUCCACCAUGCUUCAGAAUUUUCGCGCCGCAUUAAAGGCUUCACUGAGCGAGUCACCCUCUGUUCUAGAUAAGGAGCGGAAGGCGGGGUGGCCCCCUUUUUGGGCUGAGGAAUACCAAACUUAUUGGGCUUUGUGGCGCCUGCAGCGCUACUAUGGCCCCGGAAAGCUGCUGAGAGGCGAAGUCAGCCUAAUGACGACGACAACAACAACACUACCGCGAAAGGAGGAGCUUUGUGGGGAGGCUGAGGUUGGACUGCCGAGGAGAUUUAGAAAAUGAACACGGAUUGGGAUGGUUGAUUUGUGUUUUGUACUAAUGCGACCUGAUCUGUGAGUGAUCAAGGGUGAUUUGGGGUAUGGGUCUCUACAACACG